This is a messenger RNA of Styela clava, 2869 nucleotides long. Lineage: Eukaryota; Metazoa; Chordata; Ascidiacea; Stolidobranchia; Styelidae. The record is from RefSeq and is a predicted model, not a curated record.
CACGCUUCAUCGAACACGUUGAGUUUUGUUUUUGCUCUUUCGUUCGGCUAUUCAGCAUAUUUUUCAAUAGUUUAUGGUGUUUAAAAUUACGAGGAAAUAGUAAGAAAUCGAAGAAAUGUCUUUAAAGCCAGUAAGAUUGCCUCCCAUCGAACCGGAGGCUGGAACAACACUUCACAGAGACCAGGGUCCUUCCUAUAAACUUAGCGGAGUCAGUUCCAGGCAUCAACUUCCCCCACAAUCAGUCCUCAGACCAGGUAUUGAUACACAAUCAGGAGAACUAGAUUCAUGGCCGGCAUAUGCAAGUCGAAGUAUUACAGAUAUUGGUGCAAUUGGUCGGGGAGGAAAAGGCCCAAAAAAGCAAAGCGUCAUCCCAAAACCUAAAUUCUUGGAAGCUUUAGAGAACUAUGUCGAACGUGAAAUAAUAACACUUAACUGUCAAGACCCCAAACCAAGCGAACUUCGAUUACAAGCUUAUCGGGAAGUGUUUGAAUAUUUGAUCGGAGAUUUCAAGACCUACAGACCUCUCUUGUCACAAAUCAAAAAUGAAUAUGAAAAAAUGUUGAGUCAUUACCGAGAGAAGAUUCGCGAACUUGAACCGUUGAAAUCAAUGUUAAUAACAGUAUCGGAACAAUGUGAUCAAAAGAUUUUAAGGAUAAGAGAAGAGGAAAAUCAUGAAAUACUUGGACUUCGUAGAAAAGUGAAAGAACUUCUGAAUGAAUUAGGGCAAGGAAGAAUAAGAGAACAAGGAUUACAGGCUCAGAUACUGAAACUACAGGAAGAAAUGGCAAAAGAAUAUAAAAGAUACAGAGAUGAAUGUGACAUGAGAAAGCUUCUUAUAUCUGAUAUGAACGAUUUACGUCACCAGUACGAAGACAUGAAGAGAAUGGCUGGCCAAGGAGCAAUGGAUGAUGAGGAUGAUCCUGUCAGGUUAAAGAUUGCUUUGAAGGUAGCACGAGAGAAUUUGGGCACUCAAGCCGCUGAAUUAAAUCGAAUCAAGGCAGAUUACGGAGAUGUGAUUCCUCGCCGAGAUUUCCUUGCAUUGGAAACAAAUUUCACUGAGAUGAAUGAAAAAUACGAGACUUUCCAACAAGAUUUCUCAAAGCUCAAAUCAGAACAUGAUACCUUGUUGGAUGUGCACCAACAGGUUAUAGAUCAAAGAGAUGAAUAUUAUACAGAAGCAGAAACAUUGAGAAGAAGCGCGACCCCGAGACCGCAGUGGAAAAAAUGCGCUGAGAUUGUUCCCGGUGGUCAAGAGCGUUGGUACGAUCUAUAUCACGGCAAACGCAGUGCCGAAAUCCUCGAUUCUCUUGUCAGUGAACUGAAAGCUGGUCACGAUAAAGGACCUGAAACAUUCGAAGGAGAAGGCCUGGGAGAAGAAGUUCCAAAAUACCUUCAGUUUGAAGGAACUAUUCGCAAUCGAAUGUUAUCAAAAGCUGAAGUUGCAAAUCUUCUGAAACUAAUCUGGAGUUCGAAAACGGAAAGUGAUCGUCUGAAAGGGGCUCGCCAAGACAUGAAAGAAUUUCUGCUCGAUUAUUUUAGGCAAAAAUACAACGACCCAGAAAUGGUAGCAGAAUGGGGAUAUUCAUUGAAACAAGCUUUGAUCAACUUUGAGAAUGAACCUCAUGUUAAACUGUUUGCCAAUGUUUUGAAUGGUAAAGGUUCCGAAGAUAUUUACUACAGAGAAAUGGACGUGAUCAAAACAUUGAUGGUUUCAUUGGAUGAACUUGAUAAUGAGAAAGCCGGUAGUCUAAAUAUCGACCAGUUUGGAGCAGCGAUCAAGAAAGCGUUCCCAUUAAAGAUGGAUCCAGAAAUUGAAGCUUUAGUAUCUGCAGCACAGGCUGAACUGGAAAUGGUUUCUGAUACGACGACGACUAUUGUUUAUCGGGCAUUAUUCACAGAAGAUGAAGAGGGGAACACUGGUCCUUUCCUUACUUUGUUGAGACAGCAAGAAAGAGAUGAGAGAGACGCCUAUGUGGAUGAGAUAUUCAAACAAUUGGAAGGAAAAGAUGAGGUCCCAAUGCAAGAAAUGAAGGAGACAUUAAUGAUGCUAGAUCCCCAGAUCACUUCACCUAUCAUGCAGAAGUAUCUCAGCAUUGCUUACUCUUGCACUCCAGAGCUUACAGAACAAGCUGAACCCGCCGCCUUAGACACAGUUAUUGAUAGAAUGAAAAAGGGGGGAAUUUAUAGAGUGGGAACACCAUUGUAAAAUGGGAACACUGAAUUUUUAUGGGUAGAAACUAUAUAGUGGAUUGGCCCAUGGAUCGUUAAUUUUUCAGAAUUUCGUGGUUGAUAUUCUAAAAACAUGCUGAUUUCUCUGUCCAAUCAAAUUUAGACACAUUUUGAACAGAGAAAAUUUCCACGAAUAAAUGUAUGUUCAUUGCAAAAAUGGAAGGGAGAAAAAUAAUAUUUGACUGUUGGGUGCUCAAUUUUUCAUGUAAAUCAUUCCAAAUUUGGUUCUAAUUUGACAUGUAUUCUAAUUUUCUAUUCAUAAUGUAAAACUGGUCUUUUCAGAUCAGAUUAUUGUGUACAAUUUUGUUCUACUUUAUGUUAAGUACAUUUAUUUUACCAGAACUAUUACAACACUGGAUUUCACCAUGGUUGUUAAUUAAUGUUUGUGCACUUCAUACUCUGCUUUUAUUUUUUUUCUGUAAAUUCGCUAAAGCAGUUGUAUAAGUUGUUGACAAACUCAUCCCCUCAUGCAAACUUCCCCAUUCAAGAAAGGACCAGUAUACAAAAAUGAAAACUUCUGUUCUUCUCUGUUGUCAUUUUGCUCAUCAUGGAGGUCAGGUGGCCUAAGCAUUGAUACAGAAAUUUUCUAUUUUAAAUAUUAUAUCAUGUUUUUUGUAAUAAAUUUUACUACUGUGAAAGG